Molecule: messenger RNA, 3379 nt
Organism: Cricetulus griseus (Chinese hamster)
Lineage: Eukaryota; Metazoa; Chordata; Mammalia; Rodentia; Cricetidae
Source: RefSeq, a predicted model, not a curated record
AAAAUGUGUCACACUCAGCCCAGCCUUUUGAGCACUGGGGUCUUAUUGGAGACUCCUAGGGCAAGUCCUGCAUCUUCCUCAGAGCCUGUGGAUCCCCUGCUUCAGCAAGGCCAGUGGGGCCAGGAGUUUGGGGUGAAAAGGACAGUCUGUAUGCAUCUCUGCCUCAUUUUUACUCUACCUGGUGCUUGCCUUCUUCCUCAGACUUCCCCAUUCUGCUAUGGACUGAGUCUUCUCUCACUGCCUCCUCUCUCUCUCAUCUGUCAUUCUAUCCAUAUAUACAUGUGUUUCUUACUCCCCCAUCUCUUGUUUCCCUGCCCCCCCUCCACCCCUGCACCCCUUAUGCCACAUGGAGGACUUUGCUGACUCCUGUAUCCAUCUGACCCCUUCAGAGAAGCUUCUUAGGCUCCCUCUGGAGCUAAGCAUGGUGGCUUAUGCCCACAGUCUCAGCAUUUGGAAGGGUUGCCAUGACUUCCAGGCCAGCUUCAGCGGCACCAAAGCUCAUCUCAAAAAACCGGCCACCCAGCCAACCAAAAAAACAAGAAAACUCCACUCUGGAGUGUGUUCAGCUCUGCUCUGCAGUUCCUGUGUAGCCUGGAGGGCCUUGUGUGCUGGCCAGAACCACAGCAGCAACCCACAUCUCCUCCAUGGCAUGGAGCAAGAUGUCCUCCAAGCAAUUGACCGGGCCAUUGAGGCUGUGCACAACACAGCCAUGCGAGACGGUGGCAAGUACAGCCUGGAACAGCGUGGAGUCCUCCAGAAGCUGAUCCAUCACCGGAAAGAGACAUUGUCUCGACGGGGUCCCUCUGCCUCCAGUGCUUCAGUUAUGACCCCGUCUACCAGUGACCACCAUUUGGAUUCUGCUGUCUCUAGGCAACCUAAUGGGCUGUGUCGAACUGGGUUUGAACGGCAGCACAGCCUGCCCAGUUCUGAGCAUCUUGGGACAGAUGGAGCCCUCUACCAGGUACCACCACAGCCUCGCCGGGCAGCACCUGCCACCCCACCCCCACCAGUGAAACGCCGAGAUCGUGAGGCCCUGGUGAUCUCAGGGAGUGGUGGCCGCACCACAAUCCCCUCUGGGGGUAGCUCUGUGUCCAGUGGCUCAUCAGUCAGCAGCACCUCCAUGGACACACUCUGUACUGGCUCUGGCCCCUCUGACCUCGGUCCCAGCUCCUCACCCACACCCCCACCUGUGCCUCGCCGAGCUGCCCACACUGCUGUGUCCCAGGCCCAGCCCUCUCCCUCCAAGGCACCAUCUCCUGAGCCCCCUGCAGAGGAGGUGGCAGCUGAUACAAACUCAGCCUCCGAUGCCCUGGAAGCUCUGGAUGCACUGAGCCUGGAGACCACAGAGGAGAAGCCGGCCGCUGAGACAGUUGUGCCAAGGACCAUUGGGGCAGAGCUGAUGGAACUCGUGCGGAGAAACACCGGCCUGAGCCAUGAGUUGUGUCGUGUGGCCAUUGGAGUCGUGGUUGGUCACAUACAGGCCUCUGUGCCAUCCAGCUCACCUGUCAUGGAGCAGGUCCUCCUCUCCCUGGUAGAGGGCAAGGACCUGAGCACAGCCCUACCCUCAGGACAGGUCUGCCAUGACCAGCAGAGACUCGAGGUGAUCUUCGCAGACCUGGCUCGAAGAAAGGAUGAUGCCCAGCAGCGCAGCUGGGCGCUGUAUGAGGACGAGGAUGUCAUCCGCUGCUACCUGGAAGAACUGCUGCAUAUCCUGACUGACGCAGACCCUGGCGUUUGCAAAAAGAUGUGCAGAAGGGAUGAGUUUGAGUCUGUCCUGGCCCUGGUGGCCUAUUACCAAAUGGAACACCGAGCGUCACUGCGGCUGCUGCUCCUCAAGUGCUUCGGCGCCAUGUGCAGCCUGGAUGCGGCGAUCAUCUCUACGCUCGUGUCCUCUGUGCUGCCUGUUGAGCUGGCCCGAGACAUGCAGACCGACACACAGGACCACCAGAAGCUCUGUUACUCCGCCCUCAUCCUGGCCAUGGUCUUCUCCAUGGGAGAGGCAGUGCCCUAUGCACACUAUGAGCACCUGGGCACACCCUUUGCCCAGUUCCUGCUAAGCGUCGUUGAGGAUGGCCUCCCCUUGGACACCACAGAGCAGCUGCCGGACCUCUGCAUGAACCUGCUUCUGGCUCUCAACCUCCACCUGACAGCUCCUGACCAGAAUGUCAUCAUGGCUGCCUUGAGCAAACACACCAAUGUUAAGAUAUUUUCAGAGAAGCUGCUUUUGCUUCUGAACAGAGGAGACGAUCCUGUACGUAUCUUCAAACAUGAGCCACAGCCACCACACUCUGUCCUCAAGUUCCUGCAGGAUGUGUUUGGCAGCCCUGCCACAGCCUCCAUCUUCUACCACACAGACAUGAUGGCACUUAUUGACAUCACUGUGCGGCAAAUUGCGGACCUGUCACCUGGAGACAAGAGUAAAGACCAUGGGAAGCCUUUCACCUUGGGGAUGUUGGGGCAAGAAGAUGAGUUUGGUGCUGCGCAUGGAGUACCUCUCCCUGAUGCAUGCUGUGGUUCGCUCCACGUCCUACCUGCAGCACCGCCAUCGGCUGUCAGACCUGCAGGCCACACUGAGGCGCAUCCUGGCUGAGGAAGAGGCCUCGCCCCAGUGCCAGAUGGACCGCAUGAUUGUCCAAGAGAUGUACAAGGAAUUCCCAGAGCUGGGAGAGGUCCCCAGCUAGCACUUCUUUUUUCUCCCUUCUCUGCAGCCCUGGUCAGGGUGCAGGGAACUCAGGGGAUUCACUCUAAGAAUGUUUUGCACAGACAUUAUAAGAGGAUAAAGAAUUCGAAAGAAUCUGAGCCAGGCCCCUUACCUGAAGAAGAGUCAGUGUAAGGGGCCAAGUGCAGGAUUGGGGACCACAGUCUGGGAACUAUAUUGGGGUAGAGGAAAUGUGCAAGCUGAAGACCCUCUGUUUGCUGAUAGGCUGCCUCUUCAGCAUGCCACCCCCCAUACCCAUACGCAUACCCAGAGUCCUGCUGCUGCUCCAGGACUGCAGCAUCCCUACCCACUGCCUGGGCUGAGUCUUGGGCCUCAGCAAGCCAUGUCCUUAGGGUGAGGGGAGCUCCUCCCACCAGCUCUGUUCUUUGCCUUAGCUUUGCAGUGAGUGUUGCUCAUGUGCAACCCUUACCCCCUUAGGGACUGCUGUCCCCUGAACCCCUACUGUCAGCCCCAGAGGCCUUGGCCAGGCUGCUGCCUUGAAAGUGGGAUCUUUGAGACAGGCCAUCCAUCCGGAAGCCUCAUGCAACAGGAUGAUGUUGCUGAGAAAGCCAAUGACAGAAUCUAUUUUCUCUGGAAAAAAAAAAAAAAAAGACCGAAAGCCAUGUGUAUUUUCCUAUGUGCUACAGCUUUCCUGCAGAAAUAAAUUCUAGGCAUCGGGAA